ACUCUUAAUGGAACUCUCACACUCAGAUUCAAAUCAGAAAACUUGAGAUCAAUCGGAGAAGUAAGAAGAAGAUGGGAGCUUUCGGGAAGCUGAUCGACGCGAUCCUCUUCUUAUUCUUCGCCUUAAUGGUGUUCAUCCCACCGCUCUUCGACGCGCAAACGGUGCUUCCUAAACAAAUCUACCCGGCGAUUCUCACCGAUCUGAACCGCAACUACAUCGCCGACUUCGGAGACUACUUGCUCGCGGAGGAGCCGCGUUUCCUCGUCGGACUCAUCUGGCACGAGCUCGUACUCCUGUGGCCGCUCUCGAUCGCCAACGUCUACGCGAUUCUCGCCGGAAAGUCGUGGUUCGGCACCACGUGCUUGCUCUACGGAGCUUCCGUCGUCACUUCCAUGUCUGCAGUCCUGGGAGAGAUGCUAGGUUCUGGGAAGGCGUCUGAGAAAUUGCUAAUGAUGUAUGUGCCUUUCAUGGGUAUUGGGAUACUGGCUACUCUUCGUGGUUUGGUCUCUCGUUCAACCAAGAGCGCCGGAUCUGUCGACAAGAGAUCCGCUGUUAAGCCUAGGAGGAAGCUGGCCUAGAAGAGGUGGGUUCUCGUUUGUGAUGGUUGGUUCUAAUUUUUCCUUUUUUCUUUUAUGUACCUUUGGUUGAAAGCGUUUCCUCUGAACUCUCUUUGUUUGGUCUCUCAGCAACAAUGAAAUGUUUCCUUGAUUGAAUUCAAAUUCAUUGCUUUUGAAAA
Messenger RNA from Brassica napus (rape), 736 nucleotides. RefSeq lists its product as uncharacterized. Bases 72 to 578 code for a protein of 168 amino acids. Gene Ontology annotation, cellular component: endoplasmic reticulum. The record is from RefSeq and is a predicted model, not a curated record. The transcript is spliced from 2 exons. NCBI's taxonomy places the organism in Eukaryota, Viridiplantae, Streptophyta, Magnoliopsida, Brassicales, Brassicaceae.